GCCAACUGUAAUUGAGUUCACUUUUUCAAGAAGAAUCGCAUUAAAACCCGGCAUUUUCGGCCUGAUUCAAAUACUGGUCAGUGUUGCAGCUGCAACUGCAUGGGCAUUUCGAUUUCACAUUCAUCACCAACAUCGACUAUUUCUUCGUGGCGCCAUCUCGGUUCUCCGCUGGCUUUAACUCACCGCCGCCGCUUCACCAACACCAUCACCAUCACCACCACCACCACCACCACCACACACCGGUCUAGCGCUUGCUGCGACUCUCCACACACACCCGCCACAUGUCCUACGGCCUCGAUCUCACCAUGUUCGGGCCACUGGCGCCCGAGGCGACGGCGACAGACCAGGAUGCGAUGAAUGAGAAUAUGCUAGUCAAUAAUGAGACCGAAGCCCAAGGGGAAGGCAUCCCUCCAACGUCGACUCAUUUUACAGCCCAGUAUGCGCAAAUGGACGCGGUAGGCCCCAGUCAACCGUCACUCACGCCCGCGGAGGCCGCCCCUGCAGGAGUUCAGCCUGCUUCACUUGAGCGUGAAGAGCCACGUUCGCCGACUUCUGCGCCGACUUCUGCACCGUCUUCUGCGCCGACUUCUGCACCGUCUUCUGCGCCGACUUCUGCGACAACUUCUGCGCCAUCUUCAUACAAGCGCCAAUUCUCUCCUGCCACCUCUCGGUACAUCCUGAGCCGUCUCCACCAUGGAAGUGACAGAAAGCUGUCCUCAUCAGCACCUAACGCACGGAAAGACGAGCCUCCUGCACCUUCAAAGACUAGCGACGAACGUGCUCUGCACUGUCCCGUGGACUUGUCUACCCUGCCCCAGACGUUGCACUUGCCUGAUACCACGCACACGGCUUCCUCAAUAAUCGCACUGAGCCAACCGCCCUCCGCCGGAGCAAAGCGGAAGCGAGCAGUAGGGGACGAAGGCGCACGGAUGUCGUCGAAUCUUCCCGCCUACUCGGAACCCGAGAUUCUCAGGCGGCCAAUGCCCAGGCCGCCUUUGAAGAGGAAGCGGGCCAAGGGUGACGGCAACGGCCACCCGAUGUGCACGAACUGCAAGCGCACUUCUUACACCUCCGCCAACCGCAUCGUCCUCUGCUCUUGCGGCGAGGCCUGGCACCAACUCUGCCACAACCCUGAGAUCUCGGACGAAGUCGCCGCCGACCUGCGUCGGUUCCAGUGCCGCACCUGCGAGGUCGAGGAAAAGGAGCAUGCCAAGUACCAGCGCCAGCUUGCCCUGUAUCGUGAGGCGAAACAGGAGCAGGCGGAGUGGAAGAAGCAGCACAACGACAUUGAGCGGAGACGGGAGAAGCGCCUCGCUACGCUACCCAAGUUCCCCAAGGCGGAGAUCGUCGGCUUUGAGGCGGGCAACGCGAGUCCUGCGGAGAGACGAGAGUAUUUUGGGGAUCUGAUGCAGAGUGACCUAGUCAACUUGCUCAUUUUCAGCAAUGAACUCCAGCCGGGUCUCCUCGCAGACGUACUCGUUUCCAUCUCCAAAAAGCAUCCAGAACUUCCCAUCUUUGGGUCCCCCAACUGGGCGCAGCCGAAAGUCCCCCAACAAGAAGCUCAACGUCCCCGCCAAAACAACCCGGCGCGUCCCAAGGCCAGUAAGCAGCGCUCUAAGACGGGCGGCGUGCGCAAGAUCCUGAAGACGGCACCGGCAGAGGCCGCCGACCCGGCAGCUAACGAGGCGGACGACGACGACGCGCUACCCGAGUCGUGGCCCAAGGCCGGCCACGGCCUUUACGCGAAACUGAAGCCCGAGAAGGAGGACCCGUUCCUCUUCGACGACAAUGACGAGGAGGCGUUUAGCCACUUCAUGGUUGAUCCACGAGGGAAGCAGAUCAUGGAGCCGCUGGUAGGUUAGCGGCCCGCAGAGUCACGCGUCGCAGGGGAGGCGGCGGUGACCGAAGGGAGCACCGUCGAGGUGCCCGUAACUCAGCAGGGAGGACAGCAGGCUAUAGGAGAAUCGUCUUGCACCGUGGUGGCGAUCGAACAGAACACCACCGAGGUGCGGAAGAGGAAGACAAAACCACGAACAUCUAGCCGGAGCCAGCAGGCCGUCAUCGACAAGGACGUCUACGUUAUGUCGAAAGAGCUUGGAGGUUUGGAGCCGUGGUUUUGAGCUCGCCCGAAGAUACAGGACUUCCAGGUCAACGUUUCGGAAAGGCCUGGCACGAGGCGGCCUGGUUCCAGUUGUUGAAGUAUUCUAGACGCCGACAUGUCAUUUUUAGUUGAAUUGAUACCCGCAGCUCUGCUGCAACUAUCAAAACCUCCGCCACCAACGACAAUGCGGAUAUGAACAACACAUGGCGUUUAUGUAUUGGUUCCUCGUCGCCCGACUUUUAUGGAUAGACGAUCCGACCGGCACACUCCUGAGACAAGCGUGGAGAACCGACUUCUGAAUCACAACAGACGACGUUGGGUGUUCGCGCACACUUGCAUGUGCCCUGGAGAUGAAACCAUCGGACGUAGUUGAGCAGCUGGCUCACUCGCUGAGCCCAGGAGGCAGACAAAGACAAGGCGAACCCGCCAUCAGACGGAGGUGCCAUCCCAUGCGGCGCACCGCUGACUCGAUGGAAUAUUUGUC
Colletotrichum destructivum is the source of this 2585-nucleotide messenger RNA. RefSeq names its product Putative Zinc finger, PHD-type, Zinc finger, FYVE/PHD-type, Zinc finger, RING/FYVE/PHD-type. The transcript has 3 exons. NCBI's taxonomy places the organism in Eukaryota, Fungi, Ascomycota, Sordariomycetes, Glomerellales, Glomerellaceae. The coding region runs from base 282 to 1862 and encodes 526 amino acids. The record is from RefSeq and is a predicted model, not a curated record.